This is a messenger RNA of Mangifera indica (mango), 1770 nucleotides long. RefSeq lists its product as uncharacterized. The record is from RefSeq and is a predicted model, not a curated record. The coding region runs from base 16 to 1632 and encodes 538 amino acids. NCBI's taxonomy places the organism in Eukaryota, Viridiplantae, Streptophyta, Magnoliopsida, Sapindales, Anacardiaceae. The transcript has 8 exons.
AAUGGAGAGCGACUGAUGGAAAAAUCAAACCAGCUCGGCUCUCCGAUUAUAGAUUCUGCGUGUGCGCUAUCACUUCUUUCUGAGCCACCUGAUGUUGGAAACUGGUUUCCGAGCUAUGCGUAUGAAACUCCUGUAUUGGACACAAGUGAUUGUUUUGGAGAUUCUGUUUGUAAAACUGGUGGAGAGUUUGUUAUCCAAGAAAGCACCAAAGAAAAAGAAAAGAUUCAUGGUGAAUUUAUGAAAUCUAGAGGAAACGAUGAAUUGGGUUUUGUUGUUGAAGAAAAAAACUCAAAUGUGUUUACUGAUAAGCGAAAGCAACAGUCUUCAAGCAAGAUUCUGGAUUCUUCGUACGAACUUUCGCAAGUUUCUGAGCCUCCGGAGAUUGGAAACUGGUUUUCAAGUUAUGUAUAUGAAUCAUUUGUGUUGGAUACACAUGAUGAUGCUAAAAAUUUUAUUAGUCAAGAAAUUGGCAUUGAGAAAGAAGGGUCGUUUGUUAUGGGAGAAAGCCAAAAGGAACAAGAGCAUAUAGCUACAUUUAGAGAAAGCAGAAGUUGUCAUGGAGUGGAUGUUGGCAAUGAGAAGGGUUCAAACGGUUUUGGUAAGAGUAAUGAUUGUUUUGAAGUUGAUGAACAUCAUGGCAAUGACAAGAAGUCCUUGAAUAAGCUAUCACAUUCUCUGGACUCGCAUUCUAUCUUUACAGAACCUCCGGAUUUAAAUAACUGGUUCUCAGACUAUGUAUAUGAAUCACCUGUAUUGAGUACAAGUGAUGAAUUUGAAGAUUCUCUUUUUGUGGAAAGAGGGCCAGAGAAAGAUGAACUGGUUGCUGAAGAUAGCAAUGUAGAGAAUGAAGAUAAAUUGGUGACCAUUAAAGGAGUUCAAAGUAGAGAUCAACAGGGAGUUGUCAAGAAGGGGCAUUCAAAUGGUUUGGUAAAACAUAACAGUUAUGAAUUUGUUAAGCAAAAAAAUGAGUCUCUAAGUAAGGGCAUUGGUACGAGUGGAGGGAAGGGAGCCCUGUCUAAGAAAUUUGAAAAAAGCAAUGGCAUUAUUCCAUCUAAUGAUGUUGAAGAAUCAAGCUUUAAUGAUGAAGGUUCCGUGUGUAAACUGGUGCAAGAAGGUUCCCAAGACGCCUGUUCUGUGUCAUUCAAUAUCAACAAAAGCUCAAGCACAAGCAAAAAGAAAUCCCCUACAAAGUUGUCUAUUAGGACUGUUUUCAUAGAGGGCUUGGAAGCUAAUACCCAAAUCAAAGAUGUCAAUCUUGUAUCAACUACAAGUGAACCAGAGUUAUCCCCAGUCGGUGGAGCUUCAUUAAGAAAACAAACGCAUGGAAGGAAUGACAAAGAAAAUGGUUUUGUUGCAACAAGGAAGAGCGGAUAUACAAGAAGAGAAAAUGAAGAUCGUUUGAGUAGGCCGCAGGGGAUUUUAUUAGAGUGUCCAAGGAAUACGGGGACAGUUUCUUGUUUAGCUGGUGAGAAAGAUGAUACUAAAAGAAAGACCUUGAUGGAAACUACCAAUUUUCAACAUUCUGAUGCUUUGGAUAUCACUGGAAAAUGGCGAUGUCCGCAGAAGAGUAAGCCAAAUCGUGGGCCUCCUUUGAAACAGCUUCGACUUGAGCGAUGGAUUCACAGAGUGUAACAAGUUUAGUUAGAAGAAAUCAAUUAGUGAAUUCCGGUUAGUGUAGCAGGAAUGGGAUCUAUUGAGGGGUCACUGCUGUCAAAAAAUUGUGAACUAAAAAUCACCAGACAAUACAACACACUUUGGAGUUUGGACUAA